This is a messenger RNA of Saccostrea echinata, 1254 nucleotides long. RefSeq names its product von Willebrand factor D and EGF domain-containing protein-like. The transcript is spliced from 6 exons. The coding region runs from base 1 to 1254 and encodes 417 amino acids. The record is from RefSeq and is a predicted model, not a curated record. Lineage: Eukaryota; Metazoa; Mollusca; Bivalvia; Ostreida; Ostreidae.
AUGGAAUCAAAGGACGGUGGUUACCUGGAACCAGUGUUUUUGUGUACGUUUCCACCUCUAGUAGGUGACAUCAUUUAUGACGUGUCGUGGUUUAUCAAUGACAAUGAAUUGACUUGGGCAGCAUCAAACGCUUUAUCGUUUUCUGAACUAAAUUCUACAGCUCUAAGACCCUCUAACUGGACAGGAAACUAUUCUCUUAAUUUCGAGCCAGAACAAAAUAAAUACUACGUCAUGGAGGGUGUCAGGUCACAGAUUAAACUCACCAGCACCAUACCAUUCAGUUGUCCAUUAUCGUUAAGUAAAGAAAUGCGAGAGGCGUUUUGUACGUAUUACUUCUUUGUGUGGACACCUUUAGAGGAUAGCUGUAGGAAUGGGAUGGCUAGCAAUGGGAUAGCCAUGGCUAACCAGCCCUGUGGGGUGACGUUUAACUUUAGAGACUGGGGGAACAGAAGUGUACAUAUAAAUGUGACAGGUUAUGUAGAUGGCAUGAUUAACUACAAUUACAGGACUACAUAUCUACACAUAGCGUCAACAAGGAAUCCCAUGGAUCCGUUGGGAAUAUGGGACAAUCUCAAUAUUGGGGGAAUAGAGGUGAAAGUAGUUGACCGGGAUAUAUUGGUGACCGGUCGUCAGUGUAUAUCAUCAAAUGAUCCACAUAUGACGACAUUUGAUGGACUGCCCUGGGAAAACCAGAGAACAGGAAUAUUUGUUUUAUAUCAGCACAAAACAUUACCAUAUGCGGUUCAUGUUAUUUAUUCUGAAUGUGUCCCAAGGCGCGCAACAUGCAACUGUGGAGUAGCAGUCAGAAAUGGAUUUAGCUAUUACAUCGUCAGGACCUGUGAAAUAAUUUCGGUACAGAACACCAAAAUGCUCGCAGUUCCAUAUGAAAAAGAGUACCUUUGUGAAGCUGCUGACCUACAAAUUGUGAAAUCUGGAAAGCAUUACACUGUGACCUUCCCAUCUGGAACACAAGUUUCUUUCUACAUCUCAUCUUGGAAUAACUUUAUCGGGAGUGUGAGGAUCCGAGCUUCUGUGUCAGACAUUGAGUCGUCCCUAGGUUUGUGUGGAUUUACUAAUGGCGAUACAUCUGAUGACUUCAUCCCAAAAGACGGUAGCCAUCCCACUGACCCCAACACAUUCGCACUGUCAUGGAGAAUUUCAAUGGAUUCUAAUAACAGUUUAUUUUCAAUGUCCUCGUCAUUUUAUCUGGGCACAUCAUGGAUGUACGUAUUUAAUAGUGGUUUUGAAUUUUAG